UCCAGGAGAUGGCGGUAAUGCGCCGGACACAUAUUCCGAACCAAACAACGAGUACGCUUGAGCAUGCGCAGUACAAAUUUAGGGUUGCUUGAACGCAACGUUGUCGAACCGUGCUAACUCAGCACAAACAUUUGGAUUCCUGUGUGAUUGAGCCCUAUCAGUCGCCAAAAUGGAUUUCCAGCAUCGGGCUGGAGGGAAGACCGGGAGCGGUGGAGUGGCAUCUGCCUCUGAGAGUAACCGUGAUAGACGAGAGCGGUUACGUCAGCUGGCCCUGGAGACUAUUGACAUCAACAAAGACCCCUACUUUAUGAAGAAUCAUUUAGGGUCAUAUGAGUGCAAACUUUGCUUGACUCUGCACAACAAUGAGGGCAGCUACUUGGCUCACACACAAGGAAAAAAACAUCAGACCAAUUUGGCGCGGAGAGCAGCCAAGGAGGCCAAAGAAGCUCCUGCUCAGCCAGCUCCAGCAAAAGUGAAAGUUGAGGUCAAGAAGUUUGUCAAAAUCGGUCGUCCAGGAUACAAAGUAACCAAACAGAGGGACCCAGAGACUGGACAGCAGUCUCUACUUUUCCAGAUUGACUACCCAGAGAUUGCUGAAGGAAUUGGACCCAGGCAUCGUUUUAUGUCUGCUUAUGAACAGCGUAUUGAGCCUCCUGAUCGUCGCUGGCAGUAUCUGCUCCUGGCUGCUGAACCAUAUGAGACUAUUGCUUUUAAGGUCCCCAGUAGAGAAAUCGAUAAAGCAGAAAAUCGUUUCUGGACCCACUGGAAUAGAGAGACCAAACAGUUUUUCCUGCAAUUCCACUUCAAAAUGGAGAAAGCCAUCACCCAGUCCAGCGGCCCAGUCCCUCCUGCAGGGGUGAAGCGCCCCCCUCCUCUCAUGAGUGGAGUUGGACCUCGCCCACCAAAUGACUCUAUGCCUCCUCCACCACCAGAAGGGAUGUCGGUACCUCCUCUUCCACCUGGUGCACCAGGUGCCCCUCAUAUGCCCCCACAGAUGCCCAUGCCACCUAUGCCAAUGAGACCACCUCCUCCUGAUGGCCUCUCAAUGUCUAACUGAUCCCUCACCAAUGAACCCCCCCCCUCAUGUUGUACAUUUACUCUUCCCUGUGUGUCUACAACAGUCCUCCCCCUGGUGAUGUUGCAGGUACACAUAGUUUGGUUAUUCCUAAAAACUAUGUUUGAAGCCUACAGUCAGUGGCUUAUUUCACAUUUGUUUAGUUCAUGUGUGUGGGGUAAAGCUCAACUUUUGUGAUGCUGUUUUUGUAAUAAAAUGUUUUUAUUAAAACGA
Messenger RNA from Notolabrus celidotus (New Zealand spotty), 1288 nucleotides. RefSeq names its product splicing factor 3a, subunit 2 (gene sf3a2). Bases 170 to 1057 code for a protein of 295 amino acids. Gene Ontology annotation, biological process: spliceosomal complex assembly. The transcript has 8 exons. The record is from RefSeq and is a predicted model, not a curated record. Gene Ontology annotation, molecular function: zinc ion binding; nucleic acid binding. Gene Ontology annotation, cellular component: U2-type prespliceosome; nucleus; U2 snRNP. NCBI's taxonomy places the organism in Eukaryota, Metazoa, Chordata, Actinopteri, Labriformes, Labridae.